This is a messenger RNA of Mesorhabditis spiculigera, 462 nucleotides long. Lineage: Eukaryota; Metazoa; Nematoda; Chromadorea; Rhabditida; Rhabditidae. The record is from the annotation of a GenBank genome assembly.
AUGCCUGCAGCCGAAGGGCUGCACGUGACGGCCACGCGCGAUGGCGUCCAGCGCCAUAUCGUGCUCAUCUACAUUUGGCCCGGUCAGCCCGAGAAGACGGUUCGUGCAUACCUGGGCGACGUCUGCAGGGAGUUCGAUGGCCCUAACACGAUCAUCACCGGGGACUUCAUCAUCCAAAAGGCGGCGGUCGAAGAUACGAUCCGGAUGAGCCGAAUGAACUGCGUUUUUCCGCCGGGAAUGGAUACAAAUUAUCAUUCUAAAGGCAACACGGACAUCGACUACCUCAUCUGCUCACCUGACAUCUUGGUCAAGAAACGUGAUGCGGUGCAGCCGCCCUACAACCCGGGACGCAAGCAUUUCCACAAGAUGCUGUGCGCAGAGCUCGAAUUUGCGAAUCCGAACGGCUACAGCCCCGGAGUGCGCCUUGAAACCGCCGACCGUAUCGCCAUACCGUACUUCUAC